This is a messenger RNA of Camelina sativa (false flax), 2474 nucleotides long. RefSeq names its product disease resistance protein RRS1B-like. Gene Ontology annotation, biological process: defense response; signal transduction. NCBI's taxonomy places the organism in Eukaryota, Viridiplantae, Streptophyta, Magnoliopsida, Brassicales, Brassicaceae. The record is from RefSeq and is a predicted model, not a curated record. Gene Ontology annotation, molecular function: ADP binding.
UAUCACCAAGUUGCCUCAGAAAGACAGAACCACCUCAGAAACAAAGAAUUUCCAAGAAACUACCAAAUCUACGAUUUUCAAGUCAUGGCGGGUCAAACCAUGGUCAGAAUCAGCUUUGAUAGGUCAGAAGAGACACUACGGUGGUCCUUUGUCCCCCAUCUCUCUGCCGCACUUGGCCGUAAAGGCAUCUUUGUGUCUACGAAUAUGCAUGAUGAGUCUGUUGCUUCUGUCUUGGUUUUUUCUAAAAACUACUUAUCCUCCAAGGAAUUGUUGGAUGAAGUUUUUAAGACUAACCAACGGAGACAUGACAAAGGCCAUGUGGUGACCACUGUCUUUUAUGGAGUUAGCAGAUCAAAUGUGCAAGAGCUGAAAGGUUUCGGCAAGACGCUCUUUGAGCAUGGGGCUUCAGAUCAAGUAACUCAAUGGCGCAACGCUCUUACAGAAAUAUCAAACUUACUUGGCUAUGAAGCAAGCAAUUGUCAAAGUGAGUACGAAGUUGUAGAAAAAAUUGCCAGAGAUGUUUAUGAGAAGAUAUUUCCAAAACAAAGAAUCGGGAUCUACUCUAGGAUGCUGGCAGAAGUAGAAAACUUCCUAUGCAAGCAACCCUGGGGAGUUAAAAGAAUAGGGAUUUGUGGUAUGCCAGGCGUAGGCAAGACAGUGCUUGCUGAAGCAAUCUUUGACCAAAUGUCUGGUGACUAUGAAGUCACUUGCUUCGUCCACAACUUUCAUGUAGCUUAUCAUGAAAGGGGACUUUACGGGUUGCUUCAGGAACAAAUCAAGAACCUUUCAAACAAAACACUUCAACAAAGAGUUCUUGUUGUUCUUGAUGAUGUGAGAAAUCAUCUAGAUGCAGAGUCUUUUCUCGCUGAGCUUGUCUUAUUUAGCCGUGGAAGCCUGAUCAUAGUUACCACCAGAGACGAGCAAGUGCUUUCUCAGUGUCGAGUCAAUCAGACAUACAAAGUUGAAGGGUUAAACAUGGAAGAGGCUCUGCGACUCUUCUCUUGGUGUGCAUCCGGAAGAGUUGUGACAGAGAUUAAUCUUCUUCCAGAGCAUUCUAAGAAGGUGAUUGAACAUGAAAAUGGAAACCCUUUAGCUCUACGGUUAUACGCGGAAGAGAUGUCAUCACACAAGGAGCUGAAUCAAAAGGAGAUUUUGUUCCUCAUGCAAACUCCUGCACAUCAGAUUAUGGAAGUAGUCAAGAGUAGCUACUAUGCACUUAAUGACAACGAAAAGAACAUACUUGUGUAUAUUGCAUAUUUCUUCAUAGGCGCAAAUGUUGAGUAUGUGUCGAAACUACUUCAAGAUCUUGGUUUCUUCCCAGAGAUUGGAAUCGACCGGCUGGUGGAGAACUCCCUGGUGAAUAUUUCAGAAAACAUACUAGAAAUGCAUAGCAUGAUCGAGGCAGUAGUCCGGGAAAUAGGGAGGUGUCAUAAACUCAAAACCAGCGAAGACCACAAAAUAAGUUUCAAAUGUGUACUGGGCACUGAAGAUAUCGAAGCGAUAUCUCUUGACGCGUCUAACUUAAACUCAGAUGUCAAACUUUCUUCACUUGCAUAUAUGUACAACCUUAGAUUCCUGAAGAUUUACUAUUCGGAUCCUGAAAACAAUCGCAAGGCUCUUGAGUCUUUGCCUGAUGGGCUUAGACUUCUCCAUUGGGAGUAUUACCCUUUGCAAACCUUACCACAAGAUUUUAAUACAAGUAAUCUGGUUGAGCUCAAUAUGCCUUACAGUCAACUCCAAAGACUUUGGGGAGGAACCAAAAACCUCAAGAUGCUGAAGAGGAUCAACCUUCGUCAUUCAGAGAAGUUGUAUGAAGCUGAGGAACUUUCCGGAGCUCUAAACCUUGAGCAAAUUGAUCUCAGCGGCUGUAAGAACUUGCAAAGUUUUCCAGCCAUUCAUCAAUUGCAAAAACUCCAAGUUGUUGAUCUCUCUGGUUGCACACAAAUCAAACGUUAUCCAGAGUUUCCAUCUAAUGUCACAUUAAAAUUCCAGGGAAUUACCAUUAAGAACUUCCUCUCUCCAGUUACAUUCACCAUCAAGAGCUUAUUGGAGCUCUUUGACAACACUUCUGAACCCCAUAUCUUUGACGUUUGGAGACUCAGAAGCUUCUGGUGUAGCCAAGAAAGGAUAACAAAUCCGGGAAUGGUGGAACCACCACCCACAUUAGCUAUGAUACUGCAGAAAGCACUAAAAACAACCCCAAGUUUUCAGUUUAAGUACCCAAAUUUAAGAAUAGAUUGAUAUAUAGGUACACAAAUCUGUCAUCUUGAAGGCAGCAUUUGGGGUCCAAGGAUGAGAGACCCUGAUUCAUGAUUCCUGAUUCUUGUGCUGUUCUGGUGUCAUUGUUCUGUUAUGUUGUUAAAAGACGUUUUUAUUUGAGUGUUGUUGUUUGCUUUUCGAAUUAUAUAUUGACUGGUUCUUGUGCGUAGUAUUUCUUAUACAGACUGAAAACUUUCAGGCCUUUGAGCCAGUAA